This is a messenger RNA of Podarcis lilfordi (Lilford's wall lizard), 24349 nucleotides long. The record is from the annotation of a GenBank genome assembly. Lineage: Eukaryota; Metazoa; Chordata; Lepidosauria; Squamata; Lacertidae.
UGUGACGUCCUUAACCAAAAUGUUCCACAAAUACAUUUUCAACGUGUCCCGUGUGACAUUAUUUGUAGGCCUUUGGGCAAUCCUUGUCAACAGAUUUCUGAUAAAGAUGGAGACACCAAGCUGUGUGCUAAUGCUGUGAGUUUAAAGAAGUGUCAACGGUUCUGUAUUUAUGGAGCAAUCUCUAGACUUCCUGAUGCAGUUGAUGCCAAGGUUUUUAUCUCUCUCCCUCCCUCUGUGCCGGACUUUGGAGGUAAUAAUACUGAAGCUGUCUUGGGGAGAACACUGACUAAUUCUAGGGAUGUAGAAGUCAUGCUCAGCAGACAAAUCUUACCAAGUAGGAAAAUCCAUCAGCAGAGGGGGAAGAAAACUCCCAUCUUGGCAGUAAUCAGAAUUCUCAGCACUAACAACAUUUGCUCAACUUCUUCAACAGUCCCCAUGGGCAGAAGUGAUUAAGGCCUUUGUCAAUAGGACAAUGAGGCUAGAAACUGGCUGAUCAAAUACUAAAUAUACUUCUGGGAGGGGGUGGCAUCCAAAAAAAGGAAAUAUAGGAUAGAAUUUCUUUUUAGCACCUACUCACACUACAUAGUGAUAUAAACUGCAUCAGUAAAACUCCAUGAAAUAGUUUAAUUUUCAUAUUGAUGUCUUUCUGAUGCAGCGAGAGCAGAGUUGCCAACCUCCUCUGGCACGCAGUCACAAUUGGAAUUUGAGAAAGUGUCGCGGUUGGCAGUCAGAAAAUGGUUGCCAUGGAGGAGUGGCAUUAAUACAAAAUGGCUGACAUAUCUGAAAUAGCAGAAAAAUAGAGACAAGACCACAAAAUGGUGCCUCUUUUCAUAUUCAGCAGUAUAUUAUUAUUAUUAUUAUUAUUAUUAUUAUUAUUUAUACCCCGCCCUCCCCAGCCAAGGCCGGGCUCAGGGCGGCUAACAAGCAAUAAUAAAAACAAGUUGAAUGAAUACAACUUAAAAACAAGAUUAAAAUACAACAUUAAAAUAUUGAAACAUUAAGAUAUUAAAAUGCAGCCUCAUCACAGGAGGAAAAAGAAAAAAGAAAGAGGGGGAGGGAAUCAAAUUGGCUCCAAGCCAAAGGCCAGGCGGAACAACUCUGUCUUACAGGCCCUGCGGAAAGAAAUCAGAUCCUGCAGGGCCCUGGUCUCAUGAGGCAGAGCGUUCCACCAGACCGGAGCCAUCACUGAAAAGGCCCCGGCUCUGGCUGAAGCUAAUCUAACUUCCUUAGGGCCCGGGACCACUAGGGUGUUGCUAUUUAUGGACCUUGAGGCUCUCCGUGGGGCAUACCGGGAGAGGUGGUCCCGUAGGUACGAGGGUCCUAGGCAUAAUAAUAAUAAUAUCAUCAAAUAAUAGUCUCUCAUGUAUUCUGGAUUUUUGAGGGGAUGCUUACCGAGACUUUUACAAGUGACAUACAAGGCACUGGUGGGCUCCCUAGUGCUCCUUAUCACCAUAUUGGCCAUCCCUGAGCUAGAGUGAGACCCAAAGGGCAGAUUGGAUGUGGGCAGACAGAAAGAGGGAAGGCUGGAAAGGGUAGAAAGGAGAAAUGUAGUUUCAAUAUAAUGAGGAAGAGAUGGAGGUGGGUGCAACAGGACUAGGCCAUGGGCAGCAAUCUGAGGUGGGCUAGGAGCUGGAAAUGAGGAGGCCAAAAGACAAAGCCAAUCAUCUGAACAGCAAGUAAGAACCAAAGCAUAAGCCAGGAGAUAAGACUGAAGAGGAAGUAAGAAGUCAGGACAGGAGAGUCAUUGGAGGAACUGGGAGACCAGGGUUCAAAUCCCCACUCAGCCAUGAAGCUCACUGGGUGACGUUUAGGCACUCGCUGUCUCUCAGCCUAACCUACCUCACAGGUUUGUUGUGAGAAUGCAAUCUGGGAGAGCUAUGUAUGUCACCUUGACCUCCCUGGGGGAUAGGUGGGAUCUGAAUGCAAUAAUAAAUAAACCAAGAAUACAGGAACCCACAGGAGCUCAGUAAGACUUUGUUGCCCAGGUAUGGCUUAACAUGCGCAGGAAGCUCUCUUAUAGGGCUCCCUGUCCGGGAGGAUUCAAUGGGCAGAUUCCAUGCAGGGCACAAGGCUACUUCACCCAAAAGCUGUCACCUGCUUUUAGUGGCUCAAUACACUGGGCAGCUGUGCACAGAUAUCAGCAGCUCCUGACAUUGUGCAUGGAACCAGUUGCCUACUUUCUCAAUGUCCAAGGUCUUUUUUGAGAAAGCAGCUUUGUGGGGAGAGAGCAGCGGCAGAGCACGUGAAGAAGGUCUCAGCUUCAAUUCUUCAGCAAUUCCUGGUAGGUUAGAGAAAUUUCAGAGCCCUUUAGUACAUAGCUUUAUUCCGAACAAGAUUAAUUUUUGAUCUGAUCCAGUAGAAGUCUUGCUAUUUAUUAUAUUUUAAAGUAUUUAUAUACUGCUUGCUAUUUCAAACAUCUCUCUAACUCUCUCUCUAUAUAUGUCAAAAACACAGUAUAAAAUUAGUAAAACAGCGAUAAAAAGCAAAUAAAUUGGAUUAAACAGAAAUUCAAAAGAUACAAACACAAAACCUGUCUCCACAUGACAUCUGGUACAACCGAUGGUUCUACUUCAUGGUUGACAAAGAGAAGGGCAUUCCACAUUUUUUUAAAAAAUGCCAGUUUUCAGGUCCCCACCCUGUCAAAUGUUUUGCCAAAAAAGCAUAUGGCUAGUCUCCUAGCCAGUCCAAAAGAAUUCUUGCUCUGCCCUUGAUCAUAAUGAAACAGCUUGCCAAAAAACCCCUCUUUUCUAGUCCCCCAAACUAUGCAGUUUGGGAGGAAAUAUCAUGCUUGAAAAUGCAAAUUUGCUUGUUGGGUUUCUGGCAAGGGUCAGAAUGUAAGAAUACAAGCAAUUCACAUGGAGGGGGGGCGGGGGAGUCUGAUAUCAUGGGACCAGAGACAGAAACGCAUGUGACAACAAAGUCAGCUCUUCAGAGAUAUUAUCAAGCCUCUUGUCUGCUGGUGCAAGAAAGCCUGAUAAGGAUCUGACCUCCCGGGUGUUGCUCUUCAAAGCCAGCCCACAAAAUUCAAAUGGGGCAUCCAUCAUUGGUUUUCAUAAGCAACCGUAUCUCCCUGGGCAACCCUCCCCACCCUCGCACCCCUCAAAUUUCAUUCCUGGUAGAUUUCCACUGGAGCCACUAUGAGUCUGCAUUCCAAGUGAGAUUCCUUUGAUCACAGUGAUUCUGCAAAUCUGGCUUGGGCUGACAGGCUUGCAGGGAGGAAGAACAUUGUUUCUUGCCUUCCAGGAUAUGGGUUCAGUUCUUCUGGAACCACAAGGAGGUCACUUAGGUUGACUCUAAAGUUUUGAUCAAGCACAAUGGGAAACAAGGUUUGCUAGCACAAGCAAAGUCUUUAAAGGCUUCCUGAUCCUUAUAACCCCUUCAUCCUCUGAGAAGCAGGUACUGGAGACAGCUAUUUUCCUCAGAUGACUUUAAACCUUUCCUUUGUCAUCAAGGAAUUCUCUGCCUUAAUGGUGGAUAUGGUUUUCUCUUGAGGUCCAAUGUAAUGCUAGGUAUGUUCUCCAGAAAAAGAAAUUGUUGUUCUUAUACCCUGAAAAGAGGAUUGGCAUAAUUUGCCCUUUUCAGGCUGUAGGACAAAAGUAACUACGGUGUCUGUCCACACUGACUAGUUUAGGUUCUUUAAUCAAGAACCCAAACAUAGGCAUGCAUACCAUUAAAAAAAAAAAUCUCUUUAAAAUAUUCACUGCUUUUUAAUACCCAUGUCACAGGCAAAUAUCAUGGGACCAGGAACAAAAAUACAUGUAACAAUGAAGAUGGCUCUAAGUUAACUAUUUAGGUGAUGCGUGAAUAAGUAUUUUCUUGUGUCUGUCUUGAUUCUUCCAGCAUUCAGUUACAUUCAUUCAAUGAACCCAGGUUGUAGUAUUCUGAGGAAGGGAGAAAAACAUAUCCCUAUACACUUUUUCCACAAUCCCAGACACCUCUAUCUGUCCUUCCUUGCCUUUUUUUUUUUCUAAAACAUAAAGUGAAGGCUCAAAUAUAAUGUAAAAAUUAACAGUUAGGGAAAUUUUUGGGAAGGAGAAUAAACUGCUGUGUGAAUGCAGCCUUGCCCUAUAUUCCUCUAAAUAUCUGGAAGUAUAUUGUGAAAUUAACAGUUGGGGAAAUGGAAUAAACUGGCCUAUGAAUGCAGCCACAGAGAGUAAACUUGCACUUGGGAGUGCAAAUUCUGCAGGUGAUGUUGACAGCAGCAGCAUCCAUGGGCUGGAAGCAAGUUAAUUCAGAGUCGGACCUCUCAAGGUCAGCCCAGGAAGAUUCACUUGCUCUUCCUCGUUCUGGAUCAAAUGAACUCCCAGCUCUCCUUCCCCAGUCAGUGCUGUUUUAUGUUUACACCUCCAGUGACAAGCAAAAAAACCUUGACAGACCAAUUACAAUCCACUUGGGUGUUCCUCUCCCCAACACAAAAGGAUCUCUAAAUGUUCUCUCAGUGAGCCCUUAAAACUCACCACUCACUGAGGAGCAGCACUGACAGGUACGGCACGAGGCCCUUAUUAAGAGUGCAAGGAAGAUCAUUCAGGUUUGAACACACAGGCUGCCAUCGGAGUCCAGCCUGAGAAAAUUUGGUUGUUGUAAUUCCAUUCUGAGAUUCCCAAUUAGCAAGCAACAGCCUGUCAGCAAGCUGUUAACACACAGAGUUUCGGAGGAAGAGCAGCACAGAGCAAAGCAGAAAGGGAGGCGGGUGGAGAAAGAGAGAGAGAGGGACUGAUACUAAGGGUAAGCAGCAUGACAAGUACUUUGGUUGUUGCACUGACAGGACUGAACAUAUUACAUGCCGUUCAACAGUGCCUGGGUUGAACAGGAGCCAUGCCUGCUUUUUUCAGGUUGCUGGUGGUUGCUCUGAGGAAAUUAUUCCCAAUUAAAUGUUCCUCUGGAUUUGGAGGCUCACAGUGGCCUGUUCUUCUUGUUAUUAUUUUUCCAGAGCAACACUGAUAAGUUAGAAAUUUACAAUUCACCUCCCAUUGCUUUCUAGAUUAUGCACAGUCAAGACUCCUUCAUUCCUUCUCUGUGUGUACAUGGAGGAGGGAGGAGGACCAGGUCUCUGUAAUAUUCAGUGCAUCACACAAGCAGAGUGAGGCUCCGGUUUGAAAGAUCUCAGCCGCUGGAGCAAAAACCUAAAUGGGGAAACUGAGACAGCUGCCUACUGUAGACCACAAGCCGUACACUGCAAUGUCCUGCAUAUUCAAGUGCAAACCUACUUCUCAAUCAAGAUUCCGAAAUUCUAUCUUUGAAAUGGGGGGAUGGUACUUCCUCCUGUUAAAAUACAGGCAACUCCCCAUUUGUGCACAUUCAAGUCAUCCUGCCAACACACAUGGUGCCUUAGAACAAAACCCCAUGAAAAUGGGGAGUUGCCUGUAAUGGCAGGUGGGGAAUCCCUUGCUGAUCUAAUUCCAUUCAUCCUGUAUGGAGCACGUGGUCAUGGCUUGGACCAAACAGCCUUGUGGAUGUGUCUUGGGCCAAGUAGCCUUGCAGGUCAAAUGGGGAAGCGUGGUGGGCUGGCCACUCCCCACUAAAGCAAUAGAUUCUGAUCUCCUGCCCAGCCCUGGCAUAACAGUUCAAUGAUGCACUGAGCAAGGUUAAUCAACACCCAUAGGUCCCCAGAUCCUCAACAUUUGAAUCUAGCUUCCCAAAUUUGACUUGGUAAAUACAUAGGCAAUUAUAUUGCAUCAACAUAUUUUCUUUUUCUUCAGGAGACAUCCAGACAGGAGGGACAAAUGGGAGGGGAACUAUGUGUCAUAAAAGGAUUGUUGACUCUUCCAUGUUCUGGCCUCCCUAACCUAACAGGUAAGCUUAUAACAAACCCACCCUCUCCCACAUUUUUGUGUUGUGGUUAUGCAACGAUGGGGAGGGUUUGGUGUGUAAGUACAUGAAUAAAGACGUGCUUACCUGUUGCACCUCGGCUUUCCCCAAGGUGAUGCAGUUUAUUCUAAUUAAUGGUUGAACGUUGUUGCAGAAAUGUAAUAAAGGAGCAUAUAUAACUCUUCAAAGGGAAGGUCUAAAGCAAAACUAAGUCCCCUUCAUUCCAAGGGAACCAUGUGAUUACUGAGUGGUCUCAGGCAUACUACUAAUGCAAUGUGGGAGCUGACCACAGGGAGGUAGUGGUUUGGUGAGAAAACUAACAUAUCCUAGUGUUCGCUAGUUAUCGUAAUCCAAAAGGCAUAAAUCCCAUCCCUAGCAAAUAAUGGCAAAAGAAUUCUGCUUUGCAGAUCCCGUUUUUAACUGUGGCAUGUGUUGCUCAUUUAGGGCCUCUGCAAUUAAUUAAUUAAUGCUGCAACCUCCCGAGAGCUGCGAGGGGGAUUUGCCAUCUGUUGUGUCUCUUUUCCCACCAACUCAUAGAGCCACAUUUCCAGGUUGGCAGAAUCAUUGCAAUUAACGCUGUAUCUGGACGUUAAGAGAGGCUGCCUUCUGGCAUUUGCUAUUACCAAGAGUCAGACCUCGUGUUGCAGCAAAGCCUAUCCAACAGGUUGAAAUUUUUUUUUAAAGGUUUUCUCGGUCCCAUCACAAAAAAAUUGAAGCAGCGCAAGAAUACAGCCCCCAAUUGUCAGGGUAUCAUUGUCCCAUCCUGAGUAGCAGCCAAGAUCCAAGUAACAGAGGAAAAGGUGCCAGUCAAGGAUCUCUCAGCUGUAUGGAGGAUCUAUCAAUUAUGGCUAUGCAAUUAUGGCUAAGCUUCCCCACAGCCCAGGGACCACCUACCCCCCACCCCCGGUUCUGCCCCCAAAUCAAUUCAGGGGUGGGGCUAAUGUUUCACUAUAAUUUUUUUAACCCUGAGUAAAAAUACAGUUGGAAGGGGGCUAGAGACACUGUGUCACCAAAAGCAGGAGGGUUCAAGCCUGCAGGGUGUCCCUUCACAAGCGCCUUCCCCACAAAGAAUGCAUUUGCAAAGCACAGGGGCCUGCAAAAUCAAAUUCUCUGCUCACCAGGAUUCAAUCCUGCCGGGGUUUGCUUCUGUAGUUUAUUCCCUGUGGGGGAAUGUGGUGGGGCUGCCUGCCUCACCUUCUUUCUGCCUCUGACAGUCCCAGAUUGCUUUAGGAGGCCCAACCCACAGCAAAACAGGGCUGGCUCUACCUGACUCUGCCCAAGCCUGGAUCCCCCCAAAUCGGCCUGGUUCAGUUCAGGAUUCAGCUAAAUCUUACCUCAACACCAGCAAAGGGGCAGCAGACUUCGCUUCAUCUCAGGGCAGCAGGCUAGCUUCUCUAGGUGUCUCAAGGGAGAUGGAGGGGAGAAUUGCUGACCUACCCCUACCCCUUCUGCCUCUCAUGGCAGAACCAGCCCUGUAGCCCAGGGGUCAGCAAACUUUUUCAGCCAGGGGCCAGUCCACUGUCCCUCAGACCUUGUGUGGGGCCAGACUAUAUUUUGGAGAGAGAAAAUGAACGAAUUCCUAUGCCCCACAAAUAACCCAGAGAUGCGUUUUAAAUAAAAGCACACAUUCUACUCAUGUAAAAACAUACCGAUUCCUGGACCAUCUGCGGGCCAGAUUUAGAAGGUGAUUGGGCCAGAUCCGGUCCCUGGGCCUUAGUUUGCCUACCCAUGCUGUAGCCCAAGGAGGUGAGCAGGCUGGAGAAGAAAAAUGGGGACUGCAGAAAGGGGAAGUGGCGAAAGAGGUGGCAAGUGGGAAAUGAGAGGAGAGUUCCUAGCUCAUAAAAUGCAUUUAGCACUUUAAAAAGCAGGCGCAAUCUCCCAUUUGCUUUUGGACUCUGGAACUCAGCCGACUAUUGGAAAAAGCACUGGGAAUCGAUCAAAAGUGACAAAGCCACCAACUGCAAAACAGCCAGCGGGGCUGAGGGAGGCCGGCUGAUCGGCUGCACGUCAGUCACAUAGCUUCAGAGAGUCUUGUACACAUCAUGCUCAAAGAAUGUGCAAUCUUUUGAUUUCCACAUGACAUUUCCCCUCUAGCAGUGAAAAUAAGAGCAUUGCAUUCAUGCUCAUGGAGAAACUGGGAGGUUGGCUGGGGCAGCAAUUCCACACACCCUUCAUCUUUUAUAUCUCCCAAGGCUAGGAGUGCAACCAAAUGCCUACAUUCUCUUUGGCCAGCACAGUGCCUGACAUAUGUGACAUUUCCUUUUAAAAGCAUGAAAACAUGCAGAGGAUGGGAACAAAGAUCCCACUCAUCAGCAGCCCUAAUGAGUGAGAACUCAUCCUUCUCCGAGGAAUUCUUGGAAAUAUGAAUUUGCUAAGAUCUUUUUUUAAAAAAAAAUCGCAAAAUAAAAUCACUCAAAUGGGUAAAGAUAGGCGCAUCUAGCUGAGGAGCCCUUCUGUGAAAAUAUGCAGUUGUUUCCAAGAGAUGUGCACAACAUCAGCUAGUCUAAGAUGCCCAAAGCCAAUCACCAUUUCACAUCGCCAUUUGGGUUGCAUUUGUUUUGAUCCAAUCAGGCAUGGAGUGUCACUGCUCAGCCUGCCAUGUCCAAAUCUGAGAGAGGUAGCCUUUGAGACGCAAACAGAUCCUUUCCAUUCUUAUCCAAAACACACAGGAGAGUGGGCAGACACCAGGAUUUUCCACAUGUCACUCUCAGUAACCAGUAUAUAUCUAAAUCAGAAAGCAAUGCUCUGUGUCUUCUUCCCCAAGCCGGUUCGCAAAUAGGGAAGUUCAGUUUCUCUCCGUUUCCCAUUUUUCCUGUCUUAAGUUCCAUUCUACACCUUUUCACAUCACUUAGUGGGUUGUUUUUUAAAGUCCCCAUGAAAAUUAUUUAGCACACAUGUUUUUUUUGCAGAGCAAUAUUCCCUGAUGUGAGGCAGAUUCACAAAUAUAUGCAUUUUAUGUCCAUUCCACCAUUAAAAACAAAAACACAGAUGGAUUUGUCUGGAGAACUGCAUGGCAAAAUCCGGAGAUGCGCAAAUUUCAAAGGAUGGCUGAGUUUCAGUUCAUGUACUGUUUCAGAAAGUGAAAACUGGGCAGGUUCACCUUUGAAUGCAAAUUUAACUGAUUCCCAUCAUCCCUACCCACAAGUAAUGAGUUUCCAGCACUCUUUGUGCCACAGCAACUGGAGAGCACCAGGUUGGCAAAGGAUGCCCAUAAAAUCUGCCGAAAAUACAGAAAUAGGGACUAUCCCUAGAAAACAGGGCAAUUGGUGUAUACAGGUCAUCAUGGGAUCUGGUCAUCUUUGGUUCCCUCCUUGUCAAUAACAUGAGCUCCUGCAUUGGUGGGGGGUCCUUGUUUAGCUGUGGAUCAGACAGAUAUACAGUGGUACCUCGGGAUACAUACACUUCAGGUUACAUACGCUUCAGGUUACAUACGCUUCAGGUUACAGACUCCGCUAAUCCAGAAAUACUACCUCGGGUUAAGAACUUUGCUUCAGGAUAAGAACAGAAAUCCUGCUCCUGCGGCGCAUUAGCUAAAGUGGUGCUUCAGGUUAAGAACAGUUUCAGGUUAAGUACAGACCUCCAGAACGAAUUAAGUACUUAACCCGAGGUACCAAUGUAUGUUGGAACAGAAACAUAUACAAUGGGUUUCUAAAAUGUUCUACACAUAAAGGCAUUUGAUUUAUAGAGCGUGCUUAACCAUUACUGAAUGCGACAGUAAAUUACAUUUGAGCCAGUCUUGGAACAAGGCUUGAAAUAUCAGUCUGCAGUUAGUGAAAGGUUGCCUUGCCCUGCUCUGACGCUACCUUUUCCCCAAGUUUAUUAAAUAUUUGUUUAAUAUCAUAUUAUUACACUUUGUAACCAAGACCAUUAUACAUCAAACAAACCAGCUUGUCAAGAAAAAAGAAAACAAGUGAAGUAGAAAGGGGAAAGAAAAAAGAAAAAUGACACAGGAAGGAGGAAAGGGGCAACAUAAGGGGGGAUCCUCUAAAGUACACUGAAUAGACUAAAGGGAAAAAUAUUCAAUAUUCAAAACAAUAUUCAAAAAAUAUAUAUUUUCAACAUUAUCUCCAAUUUUAAGAAACUGUUUCAUAGACAAGCAAUUAUACUGUAGUAGCUGGUUUGGGCAGGAUCAAAUCAUGUCAUAUGAGCAGGCAACAAUAAUACUCAAUCAUAGAUGCUCACCAUUAUUUCAUAUUUUUUUUUCAACUGAGACAUAUAGUAGAACAACUCAAAGCUAACUGUGGGUUACCAUGUGAAAGAACCUCAUAUGAAUGUCUUCUUGAGCAAAAUGAUUAAAUUAAUAACAAAGAUCUAUUUAAUACUCUCAAUAUGUGCAAAAGAAUUUCUCCAUCCUUCAUAUAAAAGGAAAUGGGACUAAACAAAUAGUAGGUUAAUAAUCUUUGAAUCAGAAUGGAUGUGGGCAUUCAGAAAUAUUCCCGGAACAUUUACUAGUGUGAACCUGAAAGAGAAUUAUCUUAAGACAAUUUUCCAAUCCUACCUAACUCCACCCAGAAUGGUUUUUAUUUUUAUUUUGCCAAAACAUGACCUGCACUGCUGGAGGUGUAACGGGAUUAACGUGGAUUUAAUACAUAUUUUUGGAGCCAUGUUGGUUGCUUUUAUUUGUGCUCAUUUCUGGAGCCUCUAAGAACUAGAGUUAGCACUACUCGGAAAUAAGGGUCAAUAUUAAAGAACCAGUGUGAUGGAGUGGUUAGUGUUGGACUAUAAUCUAGGAAAAUAAGUCCCCACUCAGGCAUUAAGUUCACAGGGGGACCUUGGGCCUAACCUAACUCACAGGUAGGCUAUUCCCACAUUGCAGCUGGCUGGACCAGGUGACUCUUGGAGUCAUUUUCAUCUCUGCAAUUUAUGAUUCAAAGUAUAAAAUCGGGAUGGGGGGGGGGACCAUGUACACCACCCGGAGUUCCCUGGAUAUAAAUGUAAUAAUGAGUUUAGUUUUAGUUAGGAGUUUAGUUUUUGGUAAUUACUAGAUAGAUCAGGGAUGGGGACCUGAAAGAGCAGGUUCUUAUUUCCCCUAAUUCCCACCCCUGGGCCCAAAUUUGACAAGUAGCAAUCCACCUGAUGUCACAAUGAUGUCAGGUGACACAACAUUCUAAAGCAGAAAGACCAGCUCUUUGGGGCUACUUCAAAGCACCUAUCUUUUUACCUACGCACACCUGGUGCCAUUAUUGUCAGUUUGCAUUUCUUAGUACAGGAAAGUAUUGAUCUGAUGUGUAGAGAUCUUUCCUGUUCUGUUUAGUUCAAGAGGGUUCUGGAAGGUUUCUUCUCUGUGUGGAAGAAUGUUCUUGUUUGGAUUAUUCCUUCUGAGAAGCUGAGUAAAGCUGGUUUAAAUUGGUUCUGUUAUCCUUCUGUCAAGGUCAUGCUGACUAUAAUAGGCCAGAAGGAGCCUGGGAUUCACUUACGUUCUUUUUCUAUAUCUUUGUUUGGGUGUGGUGUUCUGUUCUGUAUAUAGUGUUAAGUUUAGUCUUAUUAUAAGUUAUUGUUAAGUUUAAGUUAAGUCUGCUGCAACUGGAUUUCUGAUGAACUGUGCCAAUCCCGAAUGUAUUGGAUUUGUGACCAUUAUGUUCAUUUUCCUUCAGUAGCAGUAAAUGGAUGGAGGGUGGGGGGGAGUAAUAAUGAAAAUGAAAGUUAGUGAUCAUGGCUGCUUAUUGGCACUAGUAGAUGGCAACUCCAUAUCAGAGUUUCUUCAAAAGUUCUUGGGAGAUGCCAUCUGUUUUUGGUGACAUGUUGCUGCUUAAACUAUCAAUUUACCCUGGAACCUCUCCUAUGGUUUUGUAAAUAUGGAGAUCUAUCACAAAUUGAUUAUAUACAGGCGCAGGAAGCUUGUUGCUAACACCCUCUUCAGUGAAAACAGAUACAACAAAUCCGUUGUUUGACUCAAUCACUUGUGACAUUUUAAUGAACGUCUUUCUCUGCGGUAGCUUUUAUGUCUCUCUGUGUGUUUUCCAAAAUUCUUGCAGUUCCUCCACAAAUUCCAUUUUCUUCUUACAUUUAACCUGCCACAAUUUAUGCUGUUUUUUGGUUUUUCCACAUUUGGAUUUGCAAUCCACUUUGUAAAUUAUUUCCUUUCCCCCCUUCUUUUAAUAGCUUCCGUAAUGCUGCAAUUUAGCUGGGUGGGUUUGCUUUUUAGAUCUCUUUCUGCCUUUCUCAAAAAUUUGUAGCGUCCAUAUAUUUUUCUUUACUUUGUGGCAUACAUAUAUUUUUUUGUCAAAUAGUGCUGUUAGAGCAUUAUCUAAGUCUCUGCCUGGUGUGCUUGUUUUAAAGAGUAUCCAUUAAUUUCUUUAAAGCACUUUUUUAUUUUAUUACCUGACCAUUCAUUCAGGCAAUCAAUCAUUGUAACUAGUGCCUCUUAAUCUUGAUGUAGGCGUCCUUGCUGAACUUAGUUCAUUUCACUCCAGUGAACUGGAUGCUUUGGCAGCUAUAGAAAUAUGUGGGAACUGCAACAGAACGUUGUAGCUAGAGAUGGAGGGAAGGGAUUCCAUUUAUUUCACAUUAAAGGCGAACCUACCAAAAUUGCACUUUCUGAAACUGUGUGCAAACUAAAACACAGCCAUCCUUUGACAUUCACACUUCUCCGUAUUUCGCAGUGCAGUUGUCCAGCCAUGUAAUGAGCACUCACACUUUACAUUGUGGGUGGGUGCCCUUUGCGAGAUUGCGUGUGGUGCUACACUUCCCAGGGAGCUUACUGGCAAACAGGGGCUGGCUUGCCUCUCAGUGUGGAUUUUUGGAGGUUCAUGCCCAGCCUCAGUAAUCAAGUUUCUUGCUCGGGGGUGGGGCCAGCCCCAUUUAUAAAUAGGGGGUGGAGCCGACAAUAGCCUGGCAGUCGGCUCUGGGGAUUCACCCUCCCUACCCUCCCUUUCAGAGGACGAGAUGGUUGGACAGUGUUCUCGAAGCUACCAGCAUGAGUUUGACCAAACUGCGGGAGGCAGUGGAAGACAGGAGUGCCUGGCGUGCUCUGGUCCAUGGGGUCACGAAGAGUCGGACACGACUAAACGACUGAACAACAACACCCUCCCUUUGUUUAAUGUUUGUUGUUUGCAGGUUAACAUUUUCUUCCUGUUUAGCGGGCGCUGCUACGGUCUUUGACUGGCUGCUGUUGAAGGACCGGGAAGAAAUUUUCCUGCAUUGGCAGGUUUUGUCUUCCCCGUAACAAAUCAUCACAACUUUGACAGUUAUGGCCUUGGGUGGAAUCCUUUAGUCUUUUCUUCCCUGUUGGGGGAGGGGAGGCGUGAAGUGGUGACUCAUCCCCCCACGACGGCAAUUCCAGGGUCCCCCUCUUAAAGGGGUUUUAUAUAUAUGGGUGUCACUGGCCAUACACUGAAAGGUUGUCAGUUAACUACCCUGCGUGCAGGGAUAUGGGCUGGGCUGCCUGCUACACUUACGUCUCGCAGAACACCCCCACAUCCCAUUUACCCGGAUGAGCCCCAGUUCCCCCGGCUGGGGGGCUGGGAGGGAUACACGCCCAAGGCCUAAGCCAAGGUCUUCCUACAUUCGGAAGUUUAAUAAAGUUGUGGCCUAAUUUUAAUUCCAUAUAAUGUUGUCAAAGUCUUUAUUCAUUCCUUAUGAUCCCUGGGGGCUGGGGCUGUCGCCGCCGGAUCACACAAUGUAUACAUAAAUGUAUAUGCUAGGGUAAAGUGUGCAUAAAAUGCAUAUAUUCGUGAAAAUAACUGCAGUUUUCUCCGUGACUUGUUAGUAUUCUGAUCAAAAAAAAAUUUGUCCCCAUGGAUCAAAAGCAAAGCCAGCAAGUGAAGCUCUACACACUUUUUCAGUGAAUGAAGGAGGUUAUUGGAACACCCCUUCUGUGUGGCUUUCUACAUUUUAUUUCCCCCUAAUAGGCUGCCAUAUUUCAUAAGUAUGGGUAACGAUUAUGUAAGCAACACCUCUGGGCUGCUUGGAUAACCUGCAAGCCAUUCAUAAAGUUUGUUUCUCCAAGCAAGUGUUACAGAAAACAACACCCAGGCUCUUUUCUCAUUUUAAUAUAUAUCCUAGGCCAACUUCCUUCCUCUGUGUAAAAAUGCCUGCUUCCCGCUGGUGGUAAUAGAUGUCUCAUUUUGCCCCCUCUAACUUUCUAAUUUCAAACUGUGAAAGAUCUCGGCAUACUGAUCCUGGUGGUCUUAACAAGUCUGAUAAAAAAUAAUAAUACUGGACCUGAAAAUAUUCAAACAGCGAUUCCAUCUCUUCUCCAAAAUUGAAUUUAAGAUUUAACUCAUUCAUUUACUACCCAGUCCUAGGGAGGUUUAUUUUGAAGAGUUCUCAAUGGGUUGUGGAAAUAUGGAGGAGAAAUUUGUGUGGCUUAUAUCUGAAUGCAAACUGACGCAAUUUACACUUUCCAAACCAAUACACACACUCUGAAACAUGACUAUCCUUUAAAAUCUACCCCUCCAAUUUUUUUACAAUUCACUUACAGUGGCACCUUGGUUCUCGAACCUAAUCCAUUACAGGAGUCCGUUCAACUCCCGAAACAAUUCGAAAACCAAGGCACAGCUUCCGAUUGGCUGCAGGAGCUUCCUGAACUCAAGCAGAAGCUGCGUCAGACGUUCACUUUACUUCCGGGUAUGUGGCGUUCGGGAGCCGAUUUGUUUGACAACUAAGCUGUUCGAAAACCCAGGUACAGCUGUAUAAAAAGUAUACAUGGGUAAAUGCUCACAAAAAUGUGUAUAUUACUGCAAAUAAUGUAUAAAAGUGCAUUAAGUUGGGCAAAACUAUAUACAAAAUGUGGUUAUUUGCAAAGCUGUGCAUUAAAAGAGAAAUAUUUUUUGCCAACUUUUAAAUAGAUCUUCCAAACUGGUGUGGAAAUGUAGCAAACUGUACAUAAGGCUGGAAAAACUGGAAACUGGAAAUGGGAGAUUCAUCCAUCCCUAAUUAUGGAACUGUAACAGAGCAAAACCCAUACCUUUUUCUCCCUUUGGGGGGAAAAAUCCAUUUUUUUGCCAUGGAGUCAUUUCCUCAGUGAUAUCUUAAGUGAGCCAAUUAAUUCUACUUUUGUCCCCAUCCUCCUCUCUGCUGAGUUCUACAAUAACAACACUGAGACGAAGGGAAAGGAAGUUGGCAGGGAUUGCUGCAACACGCUGGACUUGGUUGUAAGAACGAAGUCUGGGUGAGGGCAGAUCUAGACAGGUGGGGUGAUGUUGCAGUUGCCCUAAGAGAUCAACCCUCCGCAACUUCCCUCUCAUUUUUUGGUUUCUGCUACUUUCCCUCCUGGGAAUCAACAUAAAAAUGGAUAAUUUCAAAGAUGCAUUCACCACUGUCACUUGGGAAAACUUGUGCAAAGGCCACAAGAUGGAACCCAGGCCCUUGACCUGUAGAAAUGCACUUCACUUUCACAUCUUUAUGAUUUAAUUCAAGUAGAUAUGAAUUAGGCAAGCAAUAUUUCUUCAUUUUUUGUAACCUGUCUUUUUCUUAAAUCAGAUCUUUGGAGUGAUAUAACUUUUGCUCUGAAGUUUUCUCACUCACCCUUCUAACCAGCUGAGGUCCAUGCUAUAGAUUUCUAAGGCAAGGUUCACAAUAAAGACAGGGUGAAGUCCAGCUGAUGGUGACUUGUGGACUUAAAGCAGGCAUAAGGAACUUCAGACCCGGGAGGCAACCCUCCAGGAAUCUCUCUGUGACCCUCGGGGCUCUUCCCAGCUCCUUCCCCCAAACCACACUCAUCACUGGCUCUGCUUUGCACCAUCCUUGAGUGUUUUUGCCUGGCUAGAAUGUGUCCUUUAAUGCUAAUCAUGCUUUGUGAGUGCCUGGGUGGAUAAUAGAGAGCAGGGUGCAAGAGUGAAGAAACUGGCCCACUGCACAAAAGAUAAAAUUUGUAUUCAUCCAUCUGCUGGUUCCACCCACGACUAGCAUGUGGUCCCUGGAAGAUGGUCCAAAAGGGAAUGUGGCCAUUGAACUGAAAACACGUUUCCAUCCCCGACUUAAGGAGAGAACGUUCCUGCUCACAAGGAAUCUCACAGGACAGCAACUUCAAAGUCAGGGAAACAGUGGUGGUGGUAGAAGCUUCCCCAAUAACAAUUUCAGUUUUCAUGUUUCUUAAUCUAAAGACCACCAAACGUCUUGGCUCAUAGGACAGUAAGAAUACAGCAACACAUAAGGUAUGGAGGGGGUUGGAGGGAAGUGUGUCUUGGGCAGUGAUCCUUGGUAUGAAAAAUAGGGGUGUCACAAGUUUGACCUCAUUUCCACCUGUGCAAGGUGUGAGGGUAUGGGCUCUACCCCUUCAUUCCUCUGCAUGUGUAGACCAGGCCUUAUUAAAUCUGAUCUUCUGGCUGCAAUUUCCUAGUUGUCUCAGCUGCUGUUACUUAUUCAACUGCUUCUUAUGCUUCACUGAAGAUUGCUAAGCAGUUAUUAAUGUCCUUAAGUCCCUUUCCUUUGUGGCUUUUAUGCUGCUGACAAACUCACUACCAAACCCCACCUAUUACGUUAGACACUGCAGAAGUUUGUUUGUUUGUUUGUUUUAAAUUGAUUGCUUUUUUUAAUGGAAAAUGAAGACCUUUAGGGAUAUUUUACUAUUUUAAAAUGUAAUGUGGCAGCCUUCAUCCUAUUGCAGGAUGUGCAGAACCAGCCUGUGUAUAUUGAUUCCAAGUCCCACUAAGUUAAAUGAGAUUUGGGGUACAAUCCUGGCCCCAGCCACUGCCUGGCAGGAUCUAAUGGAGUGGCUGCAUCUGCAGCUCUGCUCAGAUUUCCAGCCAGGGUGGAGGGGGGCAGUUGCACAGCCAUCAGGCCUGAUGAUGUCACAUAACACCCAAGGAACCAAUGGAUUGCAGGCCAUCUCAGCCCCUCCCUCUCCAGAACACUUCAUUUCACGGCUUUCUGCUGAUUGCUUCAAGUGGGUAGCUCAGUGGCACAGUUUCCACCUACCGAACUACCCUAUGGAAAUGGAAGGCGGGCAGGGGGCAGGGCAUUGUGCUGGCAUCACUCCAUAGGCAGAGACUGGUGAAGGUUGACAGUGGUUGGCAAAGAGACACCUCUGCCCCAUCCAACUCGUCCCCAACCUCGCCCAAAGGAAGUUUAGAAUUGCUUUGCAACUCUGAAGGAUUGCAGACUUAGUUCUAGAUAAUAUUGUGUGUGUGUUUUACUAGCUUAUAUUCUUUUUAUUUAUUUUUAUUUAAAAUAUCUGUAAGGAGACAUACAGUCCAAAAUGAAAUAAUGCCAGAUCAAAGCUGCAUAUGUUAACAGCAUGAUUGCACACAUACCUAGAUGUGAUUGCAAUCUGAACUCGUUAUGCUGGAUAAGGGGAAGGUGGGGUGUUGCUGUUGCUGCUACACCAAUGUAAAAUAGCUCCAUGUAACCUAUAGAAGUAUAACCUAGCAAGGGAGAAGAAAACAUAGUGGUGCAAAAAUGGCAGACAUGCCCCAUGGGAUUGGUGGAGAAUAUGUCAGUUUUGAUUUCUCUCGUCUUCUCACUUUUUCAGUCUUAAAUUUGCCUCUCCACACUUUCACAUCAGGCUGCAAAUUUUUUAAAAAAAACAACUUUGCAUGAAAAUUCAUAAGAAUUUCAGUUUUAAUCUCUCCCAAUAAAGACACGCUUGCAUGCACAUUUUUGCAAAACAAUUUGUCCAACUAUACGGCAUAUUUUUUUACUAAUAUAUUUAUAGUAUAUGCAUUUUAGUACGUAUUAGUUGGAAGGAGAACUCCGUUACAAAAUUCAGAAACAGGCAGAUUUGGAAGGAUAUUUUGUUUCAGACAGUGGAAAUUUGGCAAAUUUGCCUUUAAAUGUGGACUUUUCUUUUAAAAAAACAUCUCGCCCUUCACUGUUAUCUCGGCCUAAUCUGUUAUUUUUGGGUUUCCUCGUUUUCUUAUUUUUCUAAUCUUAAAUUCAGUUAUUCACAUCAAAUUAUGAUUUUUAAAGGAAGAAGAGUCACACAAAUUUGUCUGCAUUUUAGGAAACAUUUCUCUUAAUAUACACAUUGUUAUAAGCAAAUUUCCUUAAUAUAAUGCAUUUUUGUAUGUUAUCAUCACUUAAAAUGUAUGUAUUUACAUGCACACGUUCCCCUAAUAUAAACAUUUUUGUACACGUUAUAAAAUGUCAGCUCGGGUUGUUUAGCUGGUGUUUGCAGCACAACAUUCUUGCCUUGACCCAGGGGAGGAAGAGGUGAGAAAGGCUUUGCCUAGUCAUCAUGAUUUCACAAAGCAAGAACAACAACAAGGGCUACAAUUCAGGAUGAUGGUGCACAUGGUGCAAUAAAAGAGACCUCACCUCUGGAAGAUCAGCAUCUUCUCUGGGUCACAGAAGCAUGGAAAAGACCUAUUCAUCGCUACAAAUCAAAACACUCCUCUCCCCCCCCCCCAAGAGCCUCGGUUGAAUCCUCUCUCUCCUCCCUUGCCAUCUUUCCCAUAAGAGGCUUUCAGGGGAAUUUCUGUCUAUGUUUGGGUUACUGAGAUUUGUUUAUUUUUUAAAAAAACCAAAUUGACAAGGAUGUUGACUGCAAAUCUAAAAACCCAGAAACACGAAAAAGAGAUGUUAACUACAGAACAAACAAAACUUUUCGAUUAACCAUUUCAAAUCUUUGGCUCAACUAAACUGGUUUCCCUCGAUUUAUUGAGCAACAUGCCUUUUAAAAUAACAAAAAUGCUUUAACUUACUUGAAAUAUAUGUUCUUGGAAAAAAGCUGUACAUUGCAGGGCCCAUCAAGGAAGAAGCUUCCCCAUUGCUCUCACUAAAGAAGGAAUGUCUCUCCUAAAUAUUGAUCCCUGCUGUGACACAGACAUACGUCGUCUAACAACAAAACUUGGCUGUAGUGUGGGGGAGUCUUCAAAGUUCUUGUUUUAUUCUGUUCAUGUAUCUUUAUAAUUUAUUGUCAUAAAGACUGAGCCAGGCUAGCUCUAGUCUCUCCCUGACCCACUACCAAACAGAGUCCUCAGACGACAAACUGCCCAACCCGCAGACUAAGGGCCUUGAGGAACCCCUUGAGAGGCCCUCGGGGGAAAGACCUGCUGAAUAAAUCCUAGCCCUACCAGAGACAAAGGCUGAUGCCUUCAAGGAUGCCAGCAUCAAAAAGUCCAGCCCUGGGUCAACAUAGUACCUGCUUGCAGACCCCGAAUACUCAUGCACCUUGGGACUAAAGGGCUCCUCAAGCAGCAGUCUCCUUGAGAUCAAGGAAUCCGUGAAACACCAUCAUUACCAGCAGCUCUGGUUAGGGUGUGCCCUGGGAGGCCAGAGUGCAUCAACUCUUCUUUUUGAGCCUCCCAGUUGGUGGGGACACAUAUUUCUGGCUCCUCCAUCCUGAACCUUGGCUCCCAUGGCUGCUUUGUGAUGACCUUGACUUUCUGCCUGAACUUGCAUUUGGAUCAUAUUUUGGACCAAUUCCCUGUUUGUAGCCCUCGUUUGUCUUGGUCUGUGCCACUUCAUCACCCCUGCUUUCCUUCUUGAGUUGGAGACUUGUACCAAGUGGUGCCUGGUGCCCAUUAGGAUUAGUAGGGUGGAAGGCUAGGAGGCUACUGGUAGGUAGACUCAAAGUACAUGGCAGGCAGAGCUAAUGACAGGCAGAGUCAACUAAUUCUGGCUUUCUUCUUCUUCUUCUUCUCCUCCUCCUCCUCCUCCCCACUGAGUUCUGCAAGGGUGCAAAACUGGGACUUAGGAGGAAGAAGCAAACAGCAAGAGUUGCUUGUAAGUAAAAAGGCAAACAGGUGGCAUGUUUCUGAGGUCAGAAUUAGGCUGGUGUAGCACUGUCCCAUUUGCCUUCGCUGCUUAUAAAGGUAAAGGGACCCCUGACCAUUAGGUCCAGUCGUGACCCACUCUGGGGUUGCAGCGCUCAUCUCGCUUUCUUGGCCAAGGGAGCCGGUGUACAGCUUCCAGGUCAUGUGGCCAGCAUGACUAAGCCGCUUCUGGCGAACCAGAGCAGCGCACGGAAACGCCGUUUACCUUCCCGCCGGAGCGGUACCUAUUUAUCUACUUGCACUUUGACGUGCUUUCGAACUGCUAGGUUGGCAGGAGCAGGGACCGAGCAACGGGAGCUCACCCCAUCGCGGCGAUUCGAACCGCGACCUUCUGAUCAGCAAGUCCUAGGCUCUGUGGUUUAACUCACAGCGCCACCCGUGUCCCUUCGCUGCUUAUACCUUCCUAGAAUUGGGGCCCAGCCCCCGAGGGCACCCAUGGGAGCAUACCACUUUUUUGCUGCUUAAUAUAACCAAAUUUCUAAGCAGAAACACAUAAUAUCAAAAUUAAAUUCCCAUAAAAAUAUUAGCAAGAGCAGUUAAACAGAAAUACCAAGCAGUGUGAUUUGAAAACUAAGAACCAGGGAAAGCAAAUUGUGACCUUGUGUAUGGGGCAGUGUAUGGGUUGUCUUUGUCUAAGGAGUUUUCUUGGCAGGGAUACUGGAGUGGCUUGCUGGUUCCUGCUCCAGGUGGGUCACUUUUAGUCAAAAUUCUCCACUAUGACCUGUCAGUCUUGGGUAGCCCUGCACAGCAUAGUUCAUAGCUUCUCUGAGUUAUUCAAGCCCCUUCGCCAUGACAGGGCAGUGAUCCAUGAACUUAUAUGCAGAAUUCAUCAUGCGAAAGGCUGGACUGGAGGAAUCCCAAACCAGAAUUAAGAUUGCCGGAAGAAAUAUCAACAACCUCAGAUAUGCAGAUGACACAACGUUGAUGGCAGAAAGUGAGGAGGAAUUAAAGAACCUUUUAAUGAGGGUGAAAGAGGAGAGCGCAAAACAUGGUCUGAAACUCAACAUAAAAAAACUAAGAUCAUGGCCACUGGUCCCAUCACUUCCUAGCAAAUAGAAGGGGAAGAAAUGGAGAUAGUGAGAGAUUUUACUUUCCUGGGUUCCAUGAUCACUGCAGACAGUGACAGCAGUCAUGAAAUUAAAAGACAUCUGCUUCUUGGGAGAAAAGCGAUGACAAACCUAGACAGAAUCUUAAAAAGCAGACAUCACCUUGCUGACAAAGGUCCAUAUAGUUAAAGCUAUGGUUUUCCCAGUAGUGAUGUAUGGGAGUGAGAGCUGAACCAUAAAGAAGGCUGAUCACCGAAGAAUUGAUGCUUUUGAAUUAUGGUGCUGGAGGAGACUCUUGAGAGUCCCAUGGACUGCAAGAAGAUCAAGCCUAUCCAUUCUUAAGGAAAUCAGCCCUGAGUGCUCACUGGAAGGACAGAUCUUUGGCCACCUCAUGAGAAGAGAAGACUCCCUGGAAAAGACCCUGAUGUUGGGAAAGAUUGAGGGCACAAGGAGAAGGGAAUGACAAAGGACGAGAUGGUUGGACACUGAAAUUAGAAACAGAACUGUUAGAACCCAAAACUAAGAUUUUGUCAAAGAUGUAUAACUUGCUGUUGAAAUGGAAUACUCAGGAUGAAACGGUGAAAUCUGCUAUGAUUAAAUGGGCACAAGAUGUUGGACAUAAUAUAAUGAUGGCUGACUGGGAACAGUUAUGGACCACAGGUAUGAAGUUUACGGCAUGUAAUGCCUUAAGAGAGAAUAUUAUGAAAAUGGUAUACAGGUGGUACAUGACUCCAGUCAAGCUUGCAAAAAUCUAUCAUUUGCCCGAUAAUAAAUGUUGGAAAUGUAAAGAAACUGAAGGUACAUUCUUUCACCUUUGGUGGACGUGCCCAAGGAUUAAGGCUUUCUGGGAGAUGAUCUAUAAUGAAUUGAAAAAGUAUUUAAAUAUACCUUCUUGAAGAAACCAGAGGCCUUUCUCCUGGGCAUAGUCGGCCAAUUGGUGCCAAAGAAGGAUAGAACUUUUUUUAUGUAUGCCACAACAGCAGCAAGAAUACUCAUUGCAAAGUAUUGGAAGACACAAGAUCUACCCACUCUGGAAGAAUGGCAGAUGAAGGUGAUUGACUAUAUGGAACUGGCGGAAAUGACUGGCAGAAUCUGGGACCAGGGAGAAGAGUUGGUGGAAGAAGAUCGGAAGAAAUUUAAAGACUAUUUACAGAAAUAUUGUAAAAUUAAUGAAUGUUAGAAUGAUGUUGGAUAGAAAUUAAGUGGUUUUUAGCUGCAAUACUAUAAGGGAAUAUGAAAAAUGGAUUACUAACAGGUAAAAAUUUAAUGUUACAAUAUUUUAAGAUUAAUGAUUAGGAUAGACAAAGAGGGGAAGGAUUUGCUGAACCAACAAACCGAACUGGAACACAAAAAAGGGAGGCGUGAGGAGGUCCGGGAAACAAGCUAAUGAAAAAUAAGUAAUGGAAAGAUUGAGUUGUUUUUAACUAUUUUUAUUUUUUGUGUUUUUCUUUUUUCUAUUUUUCUUUUGUAAUAUUUUGAAAAUCUUAAUAAAUAUCUUAUAAAAAAAAAAAGAGAGAUGGUUGGACACUGUUCUCAAAGCUACAAACAUGAGUUUGACCAAACUGCGGGAGGCAGUGGAAGACAGGAGUGCCUGGCAUGCUCUGGUCCAUGGGGUCAUGAAGAGUCGGACACGACUAAACAACUAAACAACAACAACAUGGAGCAGUCAGGUGAAAAAGAGGGGAGGGUUACUACACCUUUAAUAGUUGCAAGGAAGAGGGAAUGUCCAUUGGUUUAGCUCACAUGGCAAUUAUUCUACACAACUUAUUGAAGGUGCAGGAUCCCCCUUCUCUUUUCCACCUCAUUGCCCUACCUGUGUGGUGUAAGCUCUGGUGAGAUACCUAGAAGCUGAGCUGUGGCCAUGGUUGCUCUUUGAGGAGCAGCUUUUAGGACUGGGGGAUUCUUUGCUGAGGAGAUUUCUGAGACAGUUUAAGCCCCAAAGCUUUUGCAACGUGCUCCACCUCCUCCUCCUCUGACAGUUCCAGAAGUUUUUCAUCAGGUAUCAAGAAAGAGGAACCCCUGCCUUGAAAAUUGUGUGAGGGGGUGGAGAAAUAAGAACUGUUUAAUGUAUUUUUAAUCUCUUGUUGGAAGCCGCCCAGAGUGGCAGGGGGAGCCCAGCCAGAUGGGUGGAGUAUAAGUUAUAAAUUAUUAUUAUUAUUAUUAUUAUUAUUAUUAUUAUUAUUAGUGUUCCAAAUACUCAGUGAAUAAUGAAAUAACAACAGCAUGCACAGAGCUGUCUCACAUAUACAUACACACCUCAUCUUAAAGUGAAUGUGGCUUACAUUUUCCUUUCAGACUGAAGCUGGUUUGAGGAAAACCACAUCAAACUGCAGCGUUUUUCAAGAAACUACAGGCUAGCUCUGCAUCAUGAGCCAGUGUGGUGUAGUGGUUAAGAGCGGUGGACUCGUAAUCUGGUGAACCGGGUUUGCAUCUCCGCUCUUCCACAUGCAGCUGCUGGGUGACCUUGGGCCAGUCACACUUCUCUGAAGUCUCUCAGCCCCACUCACCUCACAGAGUGUUUGUUGUGGGGGAGGAAGGGAAAGGAGAAUGUUAGCCGCUUUGAGGCUCCUUAAAGGGAGUGAUAAAGCGGGAUAUCAAAUCCAAACUCCUCUUCUUCUUCAUGGGUAACAUCUGUAUGUGGAUUCACGUAUAAGCAUUGGGAGUGCACAGAGUAAAUGGUCAUGUGUGUGCAGCCUACAUGCUAAGAGCACAUGCUUUCCAUGCAGAAGACCUCCGUUUCAAUUCUUGGUAUGGUAUCACUGGGUAGACCAUGAGGGGAAAGACCUGCACUGGAACCCCUGGAGAGGUGCUGCCAGUCAGAGAAGACACUACUAGGCUAGGUGAACAAACAUAGUAACUUUGUUUAAGGCAGCUUCCUAUGUCAACCACAUAGGAAAAGAUUAUUAUCUUAAAGGCAGCUGCUUAGCAACUUAGAAUAAUCCAUUUCUUCUGUAAAGGGUUCUGCUUUGCCAUUUGAAAAGAGAUCUUUGACUAGCAGUGACGGUUGACGGUACUUCAAACGUUUUGGUGUUGCUCUUUCAGAUAAGCAUUUAAAAUCUUUUUUACAGGAUCUCCAGACAUCUUUGAUACGGAAUUAAGGCUGGCUAUCUUUUGGAAGAUCUUUUGCUGUUCGGUCUGCUAAUGAAUCAUGAACCAAACUGGCAGACAUCUAGAGCUUCCACUUCUGGUGUGACAUUCAUCAAAGAGUAAUUGGGAACUCAGAGAAGCCGUUAGAUAUUAAGAAACGACCUCAGGGGAAAUGUCAAGGGUGUGCCUAUAUAGGUGUGUAGAUGUUUGCAAUACUUAUAACUUUCUAGUGUUCUAUCAAACCCAAAGCUGCUAAUAUUUGUCAGAAUAUUGUACGUCCCAUUGAGGGAAGUGGGACUUACUACCAAAUAAAUAUUAAAUUUAUUUCCCUUCCUCCGCUAUAUGCACAAAUAAGAUUUUUCAAUGUGGUUCACAUUGGUCUGUUUUCACUUAGACUGGACCAUGAUGAAGAUGAUGACGUCAUGGCCAUGACAGGCGAGGAAUGUCCAGAAUGAGGAAUUAACUCUCUAUUGAUCUCAACUAGGGCCAGGGCCUUUUCAGUACUGGCCCCGACUUGGUGGAACGCUCUGUCACAAGAGACUAGGGCCCUGUGGGACUUGACAUCUUUCCACAGGGCCUGCAAGACAGAGCUGUUCCGUCUGGCCUUUGGUUUGGACUCAGUCUGACCCUUAUGUUUCCUUCCCCUUAUGGUUUUGAUCUAUGGGCUACUUUUAAAAUGAGGCUGCAUUUUAAAUUGCAUUUUAACCUGUAUUUUAAAUUGGGUUUGUUUUUUUCUUCCUCUUUCCCCCC